CAAUUUUAUCUGUGUCCUUUUCGGAGGAGGAAAAUUGUUAGAAGUGUCGCGGCUUUGGAGAUUAAGUUGUAUAAUAUAUUAAACUACGCCUUAUAACAAGUAGUGAUGUAUUUGUUGAGAACAGGAAUAAGUCGCUAUUCUUUUGUCAGUACUAGAUUCUUUUCAACUUCAUAUUGCGCAUUAAGCUCACCGAAAGUUGCAGUUGUCUUGUCUGGAAAUGGAGUUUAUGAUGGAAGUGAAAUUCAUGAAGCAUCAGCAAUUUUGGUUCAUCUUACAAGAGGAAAUGCCCAGCCAUUAAUCUAUGCUCCAGACGUUGACCAACUUCACGUUAUCAAUCACUGCAAAGGUGAACCUAUGGAGGGCCAGAAGCGGAACGUAAUGGUGGAGUCUGCUCGGAUUGCACGUGGGAAAAUUCAAUCGUUAAAAGAUCUAGUUGCCGAAUCUCAUGAUGCGCUUGUGUUCCCUGGAGGCUUUGGUGCAGCUAAAAAUUUGUCUACUUUUGCUGUUGAUGGAGACAAGUGUAAAGUAAAUCCAGAAGUGGAGCGAAUAAUUAAAGAGUUCCAUGCUGCCAAGAAGCCUAUGGGGUAAUUUGUUUUUUGUUAUUUUAAAAUAGCUAAUA
This is a messenger RNA of Limulus polyphemus (Atlantic horseshoe crab), 619 nucleotides long. Its product is annotated as ES1 protein homolog, mitochondrial-like. The transcript is spliced from 5 exons. Lineage: Eukaryota; Metazoa; Arthropoda; Merostomata; Xiphosura; Limulidae. Gene Ontology annotation, cellular component: mitochondrion. The coding region runs from base 106 to 588 and encodes 160 amino acids. The record is from RefSeq and is a predicted model, not a curated record.